Messenger RNA from Hepatospora eriocheir, 906 nucleotides. NCBI's taxonomy places the organism in Eukaryota, Fungi, Microsporidia, Hepatosporidae. The record is from the annotation of a GenBank genome assembly.
AUGGAGGUAAAUGAUCUUGAUGAUGCAAUAAAAAGAUUAUCAUUCUAUAAAUUAGCAGAUAGACACGAGGAUAUGGCAAGAGAAACAAUAAGUAUACUGGAGAUGAUGCAUAAAGAGGGUAAGGAAAUGGAUGAAUUUGUAAGGGAGAACUUUUCAUUGUCACAUAAGAACAUGUUAAGUCCACUUAGAAAUUCAUUGAGAGCACUUAUGACAGAAGCAGACAAAUAUAAGGAUGAUAAAGAGAAUCAUGAAUAUAAAAUAUUAAAGGAAAUUAUAGUUAAGAUAACGAAUAAUAUAAUGGAAAUAAGUGAUGGUGUAUUAGACGCAAUAGAGAAGUUUGUGGAUUUAAAAGAAAAAGAAGAUCAAAUGAUUAAUUAUGUUUAUUUUAUAAAGAUCAAGGGAGACUUUUAUAGGUAUAAAGCAGAAGUGACAAUAGGACCAUCUAGAGAAGAAUAUAGAGAUAUGUCAUUCAAGUAUUACAGUGAAGCAAGAGAGAAAGGAAAUUUCCUUAAAGCUUCAAAUCCAAUCUGGUUAGGAUUAGCUCUUAACUUAUCAGUACUUUACUAUGAGACAUUUGAGAAUGUAGAAGAAGCACUUAAAUUAGCACAAGAGUCAUUUGAAGCAGCAAUUCAACAAUUAGAUAUUUUAACAGAUGAGAAUUAUAAUGAAUCUACAUUAAUAAUGCAACUAUUAAGAGAUAAUAUAACUUUAUGGACUGUUCAAGCUAAGGAGAAAAGAAUGGAUUCACCUUUAUUACAAAAACAUUCUCAAGUUGAUAUUGAAGCAGAUUUAAAUUCUACUAAAAAUGAAUUAAAUUUAAAUUCUACUAAAAAUGAAUCAUUAACAGAAUCUAAACUUAAUGAAACUUUAAAUGAAUCUAAAAUGCUUGAAGAUAAUAAAUUGUAA